AUGUUAGAAGGAAAGUUUGAAGAAGCUUCUUUGUUGAAAAAGAUCGUUGAGGCCAUGAAAGAUUGUGUCAGUAGCUGUAACUUCAACUGCACUGAAAACGGUAUUUCUGUCCAAGCAGUCGACAACUCUCGUGUCCUUUUGAUUUCCCUAUUGAUUGAAAAGGAUACUUUUGAAGAGUACAGAUGUGAUCGUAAUAUCACUCUAGGUGUUGGUCUGGGUAGCUUGAGUAAAAUCAUUGGAAAUGGAGCCAACAGCGACUACUUAACUAUUUCUGCUGACGAUGAUGCGGACAAAUUAAACAUUAUCUUCGAAGACAAAGUCAAAGACAAAAUCAGUGAGUACAACUUGAAACUAUUAGAUAUUGAUGCAGAUUUAUUAGACGUGGGUCCUAUGGAUACUGAUGCCACCAUUACGCUCCCUUCUGCAGAUUUUGCUAAAAUUUGCAAAGAUAUGAAAGUGUUGAGUGAAUCUCUACAAAUCAUCGUAACGAAAGACUCCGCCCUUUUCCAGAGUGUUGGAGAUAUUGGAACAGGAAACAUUGUAAUCAGACCAAAGACUGACAUUGACCAUCCUGAGGAGUCUGUUACAAUUAGUUUGGACAAACCAAUCGAUUUGAGUUUUGGUUCCAAGUAUCUGAGCGAUAUUAUAAAGGCUACAUCAUUAUCGCAAAAAGUUACCAUUAAGCUAACGGACCAGUCACCGGGGGUGUUUGAAUAUAAGCUUCCAAGUGGGUACCUGAGGUUUUACCUAGCUCCUAAGUUUGACGAAAGUAACUAA
Komagataella phaffii GS115 is the source of this 777-nucleotide messenger RNA. Its product is annotated as Proliferating cell nuclear antigen (PCNA). The transcript has a single exon. Gene Ontology annotation, molecular function: DNA binding; DNA polymerase processivity factor activity. Gene Ontology annotation, biological process: leading strand elongation; translesion synthesis; mismatch repair. NCBI's taxonomy places the organism in Eukaryota, Fungi, Ascomycota, Pichiomycetes, Pichiales, Pichiaceae. The coding region runs from base 1 to 777 and encodes 258 amino acids. Gene Ontology annotation, cellular component: PCNA complex. The record is from RefSeq and is a predicted model, not a curated record.